AUGUUCUUCUUCACUUCCCUCUCUUCUUCACUUCAUCCUCUGUUCUUCUCCUUCAUCCUCUGCUCUUCUUCACUCCCUCCUCUGCUCUUCUUCACUUCAUCCUCUGCUCUUCUUUUCACUCAUCCUAUGUUCUUCUUCACUUCAUCCUCUGCUCUUCUUCACUUCAUCCUCUGUUCUUCUUCACUUCAUCCUCUGUUCUUCUUCGCUUCAUCCUCUGUUCCUUCCUUCAUCCUCUGCUUCUUCACUUCGUCCUCUGCUUCUUCACCUCACUGCUCUAAUCUGGGCUCCACAGUCUUUUACCAGCAUUCUGUAGUAGAAGCCUGUGUGCUGCAUGGACUCAAACGUCGUAUUGCAGGUCUGCUGUGCACUAAUAAGGUUGCAGCAUUAUUCAUGAAGAUGGCAAAAAGUUUUUCACCGGCAGAAGAGCUUUGUCAGAAGGUUCAGGAGCUGGAGCAGCUGAUUGAAAACAGUAAGCAGAACAACUCUUCUCUGAGUAACGACCGUGGGCGUCAGUCCAAACUGGCCAACCUUCCUCCUCAGGCGUUGAAACACUUGUGGAUUCGAACCGCGCUGAUGGAGAAGCUCCUAGAUAAGAUUGUCCUGUACUUGGUAGAAAACAGCAGUACUUACUAUGAGCGAGAAGCCAUGUUGAUGGAUCCUGUGGAUGGACCAAUUCUUGCAUCACUACUGGUGGGUCCGUGUGCGCUGGAGUACACCAAAGUAAAGACAGCGGACCACUUCUGGACCGACCCUGCUGAUGAACUGGUUCAGAGACACCGCAUCCACAGUGGACACUGUCGGCAGGUCCCGUCCAGACGACCGGCCCUGAUCCAAAAGCGACAGUCCAGUGGAAGCAUAGAUGACCGUCCUCUCAUGUGGGUGAGGGACUAUGUAGAAUCCCUCCAUCAGAACUCCAGAGCCACACUCCUGUUUGGCAAGAACAAUGUUCUAGUGCAACCGAGAGACGAUAUGGAGGCCAUCCCAGGAUACCUGUCUUUACAUCAAACCGCAGAUCUGAUGACACUGAAGUGGACGCCCAAUCAGCUGAUGAACGGCAACGUGGGGGAACUCGAUUCUGAGAAGAGUGUCUACUGGGAUUAUGCAAUGACGAUUCGUUUGGAAGAGAUCGUCUAUCUCCACUGUCAUCAGCAAGUUAACAGCGGCGGGACGGUAGUUUUGGUGAGCCAGGAUGGAAUCCAAAGACCUCCUCUGCAUUUCCCCAAAGGAGGACACCUGCUUCAGUUCCUCACAUGCCUUGAAACCGGACUGCUACCACAUGGACAGCUGGACCCGCCCCUCUGGAACCAGAGAGGAAAGGGGAAAGUUUUUCCCAAACUUCGGAAGAGGAGUCCACAGAGCUCAUGUGACUCUGUAUCAGACAAGGAAGAAGAUGAAGCAACUGAUUAUGUGUUUCGGAUCCUCUUUCCUGGCAAUCAGAUGGAGUUCAUGGCCCUGGAGCUAAUGGACCAAGGAGUAAGCAUGUGGCAACCGACCCAGAGAAAAUCCUCCUGCUCUUCCUGCUCACAGAAUGGUUCAUCAGAUGGUUCUUUGCCUUAUGGCUGCAACCAAGAAAGGGCUCCGUUAAAGCUCCUUUGUGACACCAUGAAGUACCAGAUCAUUUCUCGUGCUUUCUAUGGAUGGCUGGCGUACUGCCGUCACCUGUCCACAGUUCGUACUCAUCUAUCUGCUCUGGUUAACACCACUAUCGUGGAUCCUGAUGUUCCUGCUGAUGCCUACAGUGGGCUCUCGGUGGAGGUUUGGGGUCAUUUCCUCCAGGACAGCUCUGCCUAUGAGGAAAAGGAGAUCCACAGACUGGUGUAUUUUGGUGGAGUCGCCCCUUCAAUUCGUAAAGAAGUGUGGCCCUUCCUGUUGGGACACUACCACUUCAGCAUGACUGAGAAAUGCAGAUUGGAGAUCGAUGAGCAGAUGAGGACCAUGUACGAACACACUAUGAAGGAGUGGCAGGGGUGUGAGGCCAUCGUUGCCAGAGAGAGAGAGAAACAUGCAGAGGCAUUAGCCAGAUGUUUGUCCGGGGCCAGUUUGGAAAGAGGACCAGUGCAGAGGGACUCCACCAUCAGCACAGAUUCUUCUCUCAGUAGCAGCUCAGGUCAUCAGAAUGUCCAGUCCCAAAGUGACUCCAGCAGUAGCACACAGGUAUUUGAAUAUGUUGAAGCAGCAGAACAGAUUGAACCUGAGCCCACAGCGGAGGGGGGAGAAGGAGGGAUCCCAGAUGAACCUGCACAUGCUCAGUCGUCCACCUGCAGCCGCUCUUCGACACAAGUGUCAAAUCAGCAGCCGGAUUCAGAUGUCAGUUCACCAACCACCGAACCACCGGCCCAGUCCGCUAACCCUCCAAAGGGAACUACAGCUGGAGAAGAGCCAAUGAGGAGCCCAGCAGCCAGUGAGUCAGCUGGAGGGGGGUCAGGGGGGGCGGACCCAGCAGCCAGGGACGAGGAUUCAACCACAGGGACAACAGAGGGCACGGAUGUUUCCAUGGUUGAUGAGUCCGUAAAAGGUAUGUGUGACGCAGCCAUGAAGGACAUCCCAACAGAAGACCAGUCUGCAGCUUUAAACACAGACGAACUCGAUAAGAACGUGAAAUCGGGUCCAGAAAACAUGAAUGUUCUUAAGCUAGAAACAGAGAUUCAUAAUGAAUACUUCCAAGCGCCACCACUUGGCCAGACUCUGACAUUUCAAGCGAACAAGAGCACAGAUGUGGCAGCGGAGGCCUUGUGUCCGCUGACAUCAGACAAAGACGACCAGACGCCAGAGCUGACCGACAAACGGGAAACAGCGUCUGAAACGACCCCGUCACCAAAAGUCUACAGCUGUUCCAUGGAGACAGAAAGGACGGACACUAAGACAGCAGCUUCAAACCCACCUGAGGCUACCAAAGACAAAGCUGCUGAAAUAACACAUGACAAACCUGGGUCCGAUUCACCUGUGAGACAAGUGCUGAACGCUCUUCAGUCGGCGUCCAGAGGCAGUCUGUCCUUGUCCAGACAGUCUCCAGACACAGCAGAUUCAGACGACUCUCCUUCAGCCUUGGAAAUGGAGGACAUCCCCGCAGGAAUAACAUGCGUGACAUCUGAAGACAACAGGACCAGGCCUUUGGCGGGCCUCGCUGCACCCCCCCUGUCUCUGGACCAGAGACAGAAAGCAGCAUCUGAGGACCUGGUCCUGGACCCGCAUCUGGACACAGCCUGUAACACCAGUCCAGACGGCACAGACCUGGGACUGUCAGAGGACGAGCCUGAGAUGGACAACAUGCUUCCUGGUCCAGAGUCUGCAGACAUGGAGGGAGACAUCAAACAGGACGAGUCCUCAGAAGAACAAACCUAUUCUCAAGAACAGCUGGAUAUGUAUUUAAUCAAUUUGCAUCGCAUCGACAAAGACGUGAGACGCUGCGACAGAACAUACUGGUACUUCACUCCCACCAACUUGGAAAAGCUUCGUAACAUCAUGUGCAGUUAUGUGUGGGCUCAUCUGGACACAGGUUACGUUCAGGGAAUGUGUGACCUUCUAGCUCCUCUGCUUGUGAUUCUGGAUGAUGAGGUCAUGGCGUUCAGCUGCUUCACUGAACUGAUGAAAAGGAUGAACCAGAACUUCCCCCACGGUGGUGCCAUGGACUCCCACUUUGCCAACAUGCGCUCUCUGAUCCAAAUCCUGGACUCAGAGCUGUUUGAACUGAUGCAGCAGAAUGGAGACUACACCCACUUCUACUUCUGCUAUCGCUGGUUUCUCCUGGACUUUAAACGAGAAAUGGUGUAUGAUGACGUGUUCUCGGUGUGGGAAACCAUCUGGGCGGCCAAGUACAACUCCUCAGAACACUUUGUGCUCUUCAUAGCUCUGGCUCUUGUGGAGAUGUACAGAGACAUCAUCCUAGAGAACAACAUGGACUUCACAGACAUCAUCAAGUUCUUCAAUGAAAUGGCAGAGCGACACAACGUUCCCCAGGUCCUGGCGAUGGCGCGAGACCUGGUCCACAAAGUGCAAACGCUGAUAGAAAACAAGUGAUUCUGGA
Sphaeramia orbicularis (orbiculate cardinalfish) is the source of this 4024-nucleotide messenger RNA. RefSeq names its product small G protein signaling modulator 1-like. The record is from RefSeq and is a predicted model, not a curated record. Gene Ontology annotation, biological process: activation of GTPase activity. NCBI's taxonomy places the organism in Eukaryota, Metazoa, Chordata, Actinopteri, Kurtiformes, Apogonidae. Gene Ontology annotation, molecular function: GTPase activator activity.